Grammomys surdaster is the source of this 1775-nucleotide messenger RNA. Its product is annotated as protein FAM47E-like. The transcript has a single exon. The record is from RefSeq and is a predicted model, not a curated record. NCBI's taxonomy places the organism in Eukaryota, Metazoa, Chordata, Mammalia, Rodentia, Muridae. The coding region runs from base 100 to 1362 and encodes 420 amino acids.
CUAGCAACGAGUGGCCUCAAUGAAACAAAUUCCUGAGGCUGCGGCGGAGGCUGAGGCCGCGGCAGAGGCAGAGGCCGUGGCUCCACAGCCAGAAAUACUAUGGGAGACCACAGGCUGCCAGGGAGCCAGGCCCGUCGGACACUAAAGCCAACAUCUCAGGGCGCUUCUGCCAAGUCUUCGUGGAAAGACUCUUCCAAGUGUUUUUCAAAGCACAAGAAAGAGCAGCUGAGGUUCCCCACCUCCAUGGAGAACCAGCACCGACUCUAUGGUAAGGAACGGUCAGAUGACUUCAGGAAAAGCAGGACAUGGAGUGAAGGGCUGACCCCACGCAGCAUGGAGGGUACAGUUUUCCCAACUAUUGCUCGCGGAGUAUGUAGUCCCAUCGCCAACAAGAAUCAACAGAAGUCAGCUGAUGAUUCAGGACUGUUAUAUCCGCUUUUGACAGUCCAGCCAACACAUAGAACCUUCUGGGAUGACAUAGGUAGCCGCCACCAACAGCUGCUUGCUCCGUGGCCUAGAGGAGAAGAUAGUUCCGCAGACAUAUUAAUUAAAAUGCUGGAAACACCGAAGUCUAAACGGAUGCUGGAAACUAAGUGGCCGUAUUGGGAAGAUCACAGGGAAGCAACCAAGCAGCCCACCACCUCUGCCAAACAGUCUCAAGGAAAAUUCGAUCUCGACCAUCACAAGCUUCCCUGGUCAUGUGAAGGCACUUGGCUCCAUGAUGGCAAACACAGAGGACAGGAUAUGCUUAGCUCUAUUUAUUACAAAUACAUAUACAAAGGAGGGAAUGACGAAUGGGCUGAGACCUAUAGAGACUCCAUACAUCAUUUUGACACAGGAUAUGACAACCAGUCAAGCUGUGAAGAGUCAUCUGUCAGGAGAACUGAUCUGUGUAAUUUUGACAUCAAGUAUGGUAGGAAAGCCAGCAAAGAGAAGGACACACCAUUAUCUAAACAGGAAUCCAGCUUUGUUAUAAAACUCCAAACCCCACCAGAUCUUUACAGACCCAACAAAUACACCAGGUAUGAAUCACCAUUUCUGAAAGCCAACCAGUUGAAAACAAUAGGGGAAGAAACUGCUCCCAAUGAACUUGAACUUCAAGGUGAAAACCCAGAGACCACUGAGCAAGCCUAUGACCCAACGGACUGGAAGUACUUUAUAAGCAAGGAUGACACUACACCAAGCACCCUUGAGCAGAUGUUUAUGAAGAAAAGAUGGGGUUGUGAAUGUACUAGUCCAACAUCAAAAAUGUUUCGAGAUUAUUAUUGGAUCGUGGAUUCAGAUGAUGACGACGACGAUGAUGAUGAUGAAGAAGAAGAGGAGGAAGAAAAGUUGAAGGAACAGCAGACAGAAAAUAAGUAGAUGACUUUCUAAUUAUAACUCAUUUGGCUAUAUCCAGUUCUCAUUUUACACAUCAAUCAAGGUAUACAUCAUGAAAUAAUUCUCACUGAACUUCUGCCUUGCCUUCACAUAAUAUGUUACUGUAUCAACUAUAGGAUGAAUAUUCACAUGUAGCUUUUCAACAUCUUUAUUGCAUUGAAGAUAUUACGUUGUUACAUUAAACAGUAAUAGGAAUGCAUAAAACCAUGAAUAAAACCAGCUAGUAUUAGGAAGAUCCCAGGAUGACACUAAUAAUGUAAGAAGAAUCUCAUAAAACCGCAAUUGCAAGAAAAGGAGACUUGCGCAGCUCUCUGUGGAUGAAGACGUAAUGAAAUAACUAGCAAUUGUUUUGUCAACCGAAACUUGAAAUCAAUAGCCAAAUAAAUGUGAAUUCA